CCGGAAGUGGCGGCGCGGCGGGCGGAGGCUGGGUCGGGCGGAGGCUGGGGCUGCCGCGGCUCACUUGCGAGGAAACUAGUCCGCAAAGGUUGAUCGACGCUAUGAGUUCCUUCGAGGGUCAGAUGGCAGAGUAUCCAACCAUCUCCAUAGACCGCUUCGACAGGGAGAACCUGAGGGCCCGUGCCUACUUCCUGUCCCACUGCCACAAAGAUCAUAUGAAAGGAUUAAGAGCCCCUAGCUUGAAAAGAAGGUUGGAAUGCAGCUUGAAGGUUUGCUUAUACUGUUCACCUGUUACUAAAGAGUUGUUGUUAACGAGCCCGAAGUACAGGUUUUGGGAGAAACGAAUUGUAUCAAUUGAAAUUGAAACUCCUACCCAGAUAUCUUUAGUCGAUGAAGCAUCAGGCGAGAAGGAAGAGAUUGUUGUGACUCUUUUACCUGCUGGUCAUUGCCCAGGAUCAGUUAUGUUUUUAUUUCAGGGCAACAAUGGAACUGUCUUGUACACAGGAGACUUCAGAUUGGCUAAAGGAGAAGCUGCCAGAAUGGAGCUUCUGCACUCUGGGGGCAGAGUGAAAGACAUCCAGAGCGUGUACUUAGACACAACUUUCUGCGACCCAAAAUACUAUCAAAUUCCUAGUCGGGAGGAGUGUCUGCGUGGAAUCCUGGAGCUGGUCCGAAGCUGGAUCUCACGGAGCCCCUACCAUGUGGUGUGGCUGAACUGCAAGGCUGCCUAUGGUUACGAGUAUCUCUUCACCAACCUCAGUGAGGAGUUUGGACUCCAGGUUCACGUGGAUAAACUAGACAUGUUUCGAAACAUGCCUGACAUUCUCCAUCAUCUGACAACAGACCGUGACACCCAGAUCCAUGCGUGUCGACAUCCAAAGGCAGAGGAAUAUUUUCAGUGGAAUAAGUUACCAUGUGGCAUUACUUCCAAAAAUAGAAUUCCACUCCACACAAUCAGCAUUAAGCCAUCUACCAUGUGGUUUGGAGAAAGGACUAGAAAAACCAACAUCAUUGUGAGGACUGGAGAGAGUUCCUACAGAGCCUGCUUUUCUUUUCAUUCCUCCUACAGCGAGAUUAAAGAUUUCUUGAGCUACAUCUGUCCUGUGAAUGUCUAUCCAAAUGUCAUCCCAUUAGGCACAACUAUGGAUAAAGUUAAAGAAAUCUUAAAGCCUUUAUGCCGAUCUUCCCAAAGUACUGAACCCAAGUAUAAACCACUUGGAAAACUGAAGAGAGCUAGAACAAUCCACCUAGACUCAGAGGAGGAAGAUGACGAUGGUCUCUUUGAUGAUCUUCUGCCGGCACCUUUAAGGCACAAGGUUCCAAGCCAGCAGACUCUUCACCCUGAGGUAUUUCCCACACCUGCUAUAUCUCAAAACCAGCCUGAAAAAUGGAGAGAAAGCACAGGAUGCUUCAAAGCAGAGAGUAUGCCAACGUUCCUUUGGGCAAACUUUAUAGAUUGUGAGGAAUCCAACAGUGAAAGUGAAGAAUCAGAAAUUCCAGGAUCAGCUCAAAGAGACACAGGUCCUGUCCUCCAGCCCCAGCAGAGGGCCGAUGGGGAAGUACCGCAGUGGGAAGUGUUCUUUAAAAGAGAUGCUGAAGGCACAGACGACUGUUUGGAAAACCUCCCAUCUUCCACAGAGGCGGGGGGUUCCCAGUCCCCGAAGCUUUUCAGUGAUUCUGAUGGGGAGUCAACGCACAUUUCUUCCCAGGCCUCCUCUCAGUCAACACACAUAUCGGAACAAGGAAGUCAAGGUUGGGACAGCCAAUCGGACACUGUUCUGUUAUCUUCCCAGGACAGAAACAGUGGGGAUGUUACCUCCUUGAACAAAGGGGUCUAUAGGCCAGGAAUCAAAGAGAAUAUUCCUGCCCCUCAGCCAGAACAAAAUGUACUUUGCCUAAAGGACACUUACUCGGAUUUCAAAAGCAGAGAUCAAGAUGUAAAUAUAGUUCCUAGUGCUGGAGAAACCACCACUCUAAGCAGUGGGAAACAGAUGCUUCAGGAGAUGAGGCCAUUGACUCUUAGCAGCAGUGCAGAUUCACAAAGCUCCUCUGAUUUUGAAAUUCCUUGCACUCCAGAAGCUGAGCUUCCUAAACAAGAACACUUACAGUAUUUAUAUGAGAAGUUGGCAACAGGGGAGAGUAUAGUAGUUGAAAAAAGAAAAGGCUUAUUUCAUUCUAGAGCAACCACUAAAAAAUCUAUACUAACAGAUACCAGUCAAAAUUAUAAUAGAUAAAAAUGGAAUACUUAGAAAUGAUCCUAUUACCUAAAAGGUGGCAGUAAAGAGGAAAUGGAUGACUGAAAAAUAGAACAGAAAACAUGACAUAGGAGAACUAAAUCCAAACAUCAACUGUUUUCCAGUCACUAAGUUGUGUGUGACUCUCUGUGACCCAGUGGCCUGCAGCACCCUAUGCUUCCCUGUCCUUCACUACCUCCCAGAGUUUGCUCAGACUCAUGUCCAAAACAUAUCAAUAAUUACAAGGGAAUAGGGGGAAAAAGGUAAACCAACUAUAUACUGCCUAUAUGAAACUGACUCCAAAAGACUUGGGUAGGUGUACCAGUGAAAGAAUGGAAGACUUUACCCUGUAAACAUUACUUCAAGAUGCAGUGUCUAUACUCUAAUGUUAAAAGGUCCAGGUCACUGAGACAGAAUUGAAUCCUAAAUGAGUAAGUGCCUAACAACGUUUAAAUACACAAAGCGAAAACAAAGAAGACAAACUAAUGCACGAUUACAACUAUAACAGAAUAAGUUUAGAAAAAUAAGCAAGGAUAUGGAAGAACUGAAUGGCACCCUCAACCAGCUGGAUUUAACUGGUAAAAGGACACUUCACAGCAGAAUACAAGCUUUUCAAGUUCACACAGGACGACGUUCACCGAUGGAUCAUAUCCCAGGUCAUAAACACACUUCAAACUUAUAAGCUUGAAUCUAUUACUGUAAACUGAUGGCUACAGAAGAAAGUCAGCCCCUUACCUACCUCAGGUGUUCCAUCAUCUUUAAGAAUGUUGGGGGAAGACAGUGUUAAAAUUAAAACCUAAAGAAAAUACUUAAAAGGCAUUCAACCUCUUUAAAAUUCACCAGUAGGUUAUGUUUUUGCAUAGUUAUGUAUGUAUAUUUAAUAUACUUAUUCACAAGUGUUUAUGGUAUUCAUAAACAUUUUGGUUUGCUGAUAUUUCGUAUUAAGAAAGCAAAAGCAGAGCUUUCACUUAAGUGGAGUCUCUAAAAACGAAUUUGCAGAUCAAUGAAACUAAAAUGCAUUAUCACCAUGCUGCAUUGUAGAAAAACCAAAAAUAAGUACUGAAUCCACAAGACUAAUUAAGGUUAUACAACAGAAUCCACAGAAGAGGAGAAUAAACUGGGUGUUUAGGGGAGCCAAUACCAAGUGGACCUAGGAAGCUAGCCCUCUCACUUGUCCAGAAGGGAAUUUUCCAUUCCCAAGUGCUGGGAGGAUAAAUUAGCCCAUGUCUAUUUACAUGGGAGGAAAACUGGACAGUGACUUUUAAGUUUCAGCUAAGAAACUGGCACCAGAGAGGGGUAACCCAACGUGAUAAGGCUCAGGGCUGAUAGCUGGGGGGCUGGUGCUACUCCUUUCUGUUCUUUGAGGAAUAUGUUGAAUCAUAAUUUACAGCACGUCUUUGUCCUAAAUUACUCAACAAUUAGUUUAUUAAUAUGUACAUCAACAGAGACUGGGCUGAGCAUCAUAAUAUAGCUGCCGGCGAAGGAGCUGAAGAAUGCAGAGGUUUAAGGGGACACGGAACCUUUUUUCUAGCUCAGACGCUACCCUGAGCUUUUGAUGAAAUACACUCUACAGACUCAGUGUGACUGGGGAAGAAUUAUAUAUUAUUCUAUUUUGCGCAGCUCCCCUAUGAGUACCAUUACCUAAAUUCAACCUGAAUAAAGUUACUAGAGACAACCAGUAGCAACUACAAGAUGUUCAACUCUCAUAACUACAACCGGCCUAUUACAGGAACCCAGAGACUUCAUUUUUAAUUUUUAGCUCUAGAAAUUAAUUAUACUUCAAUUAUCAUAAGUCACAUAGUCAAAUGUAACUACUGUAUGCAUUUGUACAUAUUCACUGACCCUUAAGACGUCCUCUUAACAGUAGAGCUUAUGAUCCAAGGUGGGUGUUCAAAACAUGCCUGUAAACAUUCUUCUGAAUAUAUUUGCAGUAUUAUCACCAUCAAUUUAAUAUAUUGUUUUAUAUGUGAUUCUAGCAUAAUAAAUGCUAGCUGAAUGUA
This is a messenger RNA of Odocoileus virginianus texanus, 4234 nucleotides long. It is a transcript of the gene DCLRE1C, whose product is annotated as DNA cross-link repair 1C. Gene Ontology annotation, molecular function: damaged DNA binding; 5'-3' DNA exonuclease activity. The record is from RefSeq and is a predicted model, not a curated record. Gene Ontology annotation, biological process: telomere maintenance; double-strand break repair via nonhomologous end joining; interstrand cross-link repair. Lineage: Eukaryota; Metazoa; Chordata; Mammalia; Artiodactyla; Cervidae.